Messenger RNA from Penicillium salamii, 915 nucleotides. The record is from the annotation of a GenBank genome assembly. Lineage: Eukaryota; Fungi; Ascomycota; Eurotiomycetes; Eurotiales; Aspergillaceae.
AUGAUGUCAAUCGGCACCCAUCGUCUCUCCUUUUCUAUCAGUGGCCCGCCACGCACACUCAAUGAACCAUUGGUGGUAGUCAUCCCGGGGUCAGGCGAUGUUGCCUCAUCUUACGCAGCGGUGGAACCACUCGUCGCCAAAUUUGCACGAAUCUUUCUUUAUGAUCGCUCAGGCCUUGGUAACAGCGAACGCGCCCCUAGCCACCCCCUCGCUGUCGCGUCUGCGAUAGAGCUGCACAAACUUUUAGAAGCUACGGAGCAACCACCGCCUUACGUUCUGGCCGCCCAUUCCUACGGUGGCAUCAUUGCCCGAGAGUACUAUCAUCUUUAUCCUGAUGAAGUAGCUGGGAUUGUCUUCUGUGACGCUUCCACCGAAAGACUGAUUGAAUACGUCCAAAUCCCAGACCCGAACCUUAUUGCGGUCCUAGGGAAUUUGAAGGUAGCCCUCGUGACAGGGUUACGGGCCGAUGCAAAGAUAUCACAAGAUCAGUGGCGGCAAAGGGCCAAGGAAAUCGCUCAGGGUAGUGAGACUGCCAUGGCCGAGGCAAAUGGUGAUGCCGUCGGUGAGAUUUGUCGCACACUUGCGGAAAAGAAGCAAUUCGAGAGGCAGGCCAUGGGUAGUAAACCUUUGAGCAUUAUCUGUUGUAACGGUGCUCUGGACCAAGAGAGAAUAUAUGCCGCGGGGGUCGAAGCUGGCAAUGGCACAGAGGCCCAGCAGAGGGCAUUCAGACAGACCCUGGAUCGGUUUGGGCCAGCUGCGCGGGGUCUUGCCUUUGACCACAUGAAGUUGUCGUCGAAGACGCGCUUCGUUUAUCUUCAUGAUUGUGGGCAUAAUGUUCAACUCAUAAGACCUGAUGUUGUGGCAGAUGAGAUUAAGUGGGUUAUGGACCAGAUUAGAGGGACUAGCAGUAUGUAG